AUGCCGAGCACGGACCUUCUGAUACUGAAGGUCUUUGAGCCCUACUUCGAGAUUUUGGAAGUAUAUUCCACAAAGGCCAAGAAUUAUGUAAAUGGGCAUUGCACCAAAUAUGAGCCCUGGCAGUUAAUUGUAUGGAGUGUCGUAUGCACCCUGCUGAUAGUCUGGGUAUAUGAGUUUGUCUUCCAGCCAGAGAGUUUAUGGUCAAGGUUUAAAAAGAAAAUCUUUAAGCUCAUCAGGAAGAUGCCUAUUAUUGGUCGCAAGAUCCAAGAUGAGUUGAACAAGGCCAAGGAUGAUAUUAGCAAGAACAUGUCAUUUCUGAAAGUGGAGAAAGAGUAUGUGAAAGUUCUGCCCCCUCAAGGUCUGAGCUCGUCUGCAGUUCUGGAGAAGCUCAAGGAGUACAGCUCUAUGGAUGUCACAUGGCAAGAAGGGAGAGCCCCCGGAGCGGUGUACAAUGGGGAGGAGAGGCUCACCGAGCUCCUCGUGAAGGCUUAUGGAGAUUUUGCAUGGAGUAAUCCACUGCAUUCAGAUAUCUUCCCAGGUCUGCGGAAGAUAGAGGCAGAGAUUGACAACGGGGGACCAGAUUCCUGUGGAUGUGUGACUUCUGGGGGGACAGAAAGCACACUGAUGGCCUGCAAAGCUUAUCGGGACCUGGCCUUAGAGGAUGGGAUCAAAACUCCAGAAAUUGUGGCCCCCCAAAGUGCCCAUGCUGCAUUUGACAAAGCAGCCCACUAUUUUGGGAUGAAGAUUGUAUGGGUUCCACUGAACAAAAUGAUGCAGGUGGAUGUCUGGGCAAUGAGAAGAGCCAUCUCCAGGAAUACUGUCGUGCUCGUCUGUUCUACCCCACAGUUUCCUCACGGUGUAAUAGAUCCUGUCCCCGAAGUGGCCAAACUGGCUGUCAAAUACAAAAUACCUCUUCAUGUAGACGCUUGUCUGGGGGGCUUCCUCAUCGUCUUUAUGGAGAAAGCAGGAUACCCACUGGAUCAACCAUUUGAUUUCCGGGUGAAAGGUGUGACCAGCAUUUCAGCGGAUACCCAUAAGUAUGGCUACGCUCGCAAAGGCUCUUCACUGGUGUUAUACAGUGACAAGAAGUACAGAAGCUAUCAGUUCUUUGUUGAUCCUGAUUGGCAGGGUGGCAUCUAUGCCUCCCCAACCAUGGUGGGCUCACCCUGCUGGGCUACCUUGAUGCACUUCGGUGAGAGCAGCUAUGUUGAAGCUACCAAACAGAUCAUCAAAACCGCUCACUUCCUCAAGUCAGAACUGGAAAACAUCAAAGGCAUCUUUGUUUUUGGGGAUCCUCAGUUGUCAGUCAUUGCUCUGGGCUCCCAUGAUUUUGACAUCUACCGACUAUUUAACCUGAUGACUGCUAAGGGGUGGAACUUGAACCAGCUGCAGUUCCCAUCCAGUAUUCAUUUCUGCAUUACCUUAGUACACACUCGGAAGCGAGUAGCCAUACAGUUUCUAAAGGACAUCUGAGAAUCUGUCACUCAAAUCAUGAAGAAUUCUAAAGCCAAGACCACAGGAAUGGGUGCGAUCUACGGCAUGGCCCAGACCGCUGUCGACAGGAACCAAGUGGCAGAGCUGUCCUUGGUCUUCUUGGACAGCCUUUUCAGCACAGACACUGUAACUCAGGUCAGCCAGAUGAAUGGUUCUCCAAAGCCCCGCUGA
Molecule: messenger RNA, 1665 nt
Organism: Molossus molossus (Pallas's mastiff bat)
Lineage: Eukaryota; Metazoa; Chordata; Mammalia; Chiroptera; Molossidae
Product: sphingosine-1-phosphate lyase 1-like
Biological process (GO): sphingolipid catabolic process; carboxylic acid metabolic process
Cellular component (GO): endoplasmic reticulum
Molecular function (GO): sphinganine-1-phosphate aldolase activity; pyridoxal phosphate binding
Source: RefSeq, a predicted model, not a curated record